GUCGCUCUCGGAAUUCCUCGAUCGAAAACUGCCGGAAUCUUUCGUACUGCAGAGGACGGUGAAGGGGAAGUCCACGCCCUUCUCCUCACUGCAGGGUCCAAGGGAUGCAAAUAGCUCCAUGAAUAAACCGACUGGAAUUCAUUAUGAGACGGAUUCCCAGACAGAAUCAGCUAUUUCAAAGGUGCUUUUUGAAGAGUUCAAGCGUUCUGAACCAAACCAAAGUCAAAGUUCAGUUUUAAGCGAUGCUAGUGGAGCAGAUAUCUUCAGUACAGAUGAUAUGCUAGAUUCGAGGAAAAGAAAGAUAUUAAGUGAAGGCUUUGCUUCCACUACCCCAUGUGAGAGCCAAGCGAGGAAGAAGAAUGUGGUAGUUCUUGGAGGCGACCCAAAACCCGAGAAAAAGAGGAGGGAGGCGGUUCAUGAUAUCAGAAACAAAAAACCAAAACCUCUCUACAAUCACUACGCAAGUGGCGGUGGGUGGUGGGACUGCGACAUGGAGGGUGUUGAUAGCGAAGAGGUUGGGCUUGGUGAAGUAUGGGAAGGAGUUGGGUCUACUACGCUUGGAGGAAUAGAAUGGCAUUGAGUUUCUUGGCUUGGCGCUUCACAUCCUCUUCACACUGUAAAUAUUCUCUUUUUUCUACACUAUUUUUUGUCAUUUUGCUUCUAAUCAUUGUCUUCUAGAACUGUUUUGUUGAUUUGUGUUGGAAUUUAUCAUUUUUCUUCUCGA
Messenger RNA from Cucurbita maxima (winter squash), 724 nucleotides. RefSeq lists its product as uncharacterized. Lineage: Eukaryota; Viridiplantae; Streptophyta; Magnoliopsida; Cucurbitales; Cucurbitaceae. The record is from RefSeq and is a predicted model, not a curated record. Bases 119 to 580 code for a protein of 153 amino acids. The transcript is spliced from 5 exons.